AUGCAGUUGAAGACUUUCGUUGUCACUCUCUUCGCUACUGUCGCCUUGGCCGUGCCAAACGCCCUAGACGGUCAGCCAAAGAUUGUCGGUCGACCCAAGGGACCGAUUCCUGGUAGUGGGCCUUCAUGCUGCUCGUACAUUCCUGGGCAAUGCCAACCAUCCUGCUGUCCUGGCGGAUGUCCUAAAUGA
This is a messenger RNA of Colletotrichum truncatum, 189 nucleotides long. RefSeq lists its product as uncharacterized. Lineage: Eukaryota; Fungi; Ascomycota; Sordariomycetes; Glomerellales; Glomerellaceae. The record is from RefSeq and is a predicted model, not a curated record.